GCAAAAUAUCCCGUUUCACGGUUUAUAUACAACGUAGCUGAAAGAAACCUGAACAAUACAUACAAGAUUGCGCACAGUCGUGUUGGGGAUUUUGAAACAGUUACAUGUAUAAACAACUAUUCGGAACGAUGUUUCUGAGGUUAGCAGUUUUAGCGUUAUGUGUGACAACUGCCCACGCCUACCCUAACUACAGAGACAACAUUCCAAACGGGUACAACGUUGCCAACCCUUGUGACAGCAGUAAGAAAUGGGACGGGGUCGGUCAUGAAAAUCCCGGGGGUGCGGGCACCAGAAAUCCGUUUGGAAAGGACUUCGAAGUUAACAAAAAGGUAUGGGACGCCGCAUUCUGCCGGAAGGACUCCGACGGAGACGGACGGACGAACGGAGAAGAAUUGGGAGACCCUAACUGCGUCUGGACGAAGGGGUCGGCCCCUCAGGUUACAACUGGGAUUACACAUCCAGGAGUGUGUGAACCGAUUGGAAGCAGUCAAUGCGUCGGAAAUAAUGCCUUUGUGAAUUGCCAAAACACAGGAGAAUUUGUGUGCCCCGCCAUCCAUAAUGCCGACACGGUGAAGUUCGAAUACAGGUUCCCGGAGACAGCCGUUCCUGACAAGGAGACCACGUACAUGUGUAUGAACAUUCAACUUCCCGUUGACAAGACGUAUCACAUGAUCGCAAGUAAACCAAUCAUCGACAAUAUUGACGUCAUUCAUCACGUGGUCGUUUACGGUUGUCCUGGUGUAGGAACCGCCCCAGGGCUGCUAGACAAACCGGCGGAAUGUGGCAAAAUGAAGGCCCAGUGCUCGGAAAUAAUUUCUCUGUGGGGUGCAGGCGGAACAGGGCAGUGUUUCAACGAAAACAUGGGUUUUUUGGUCGGGGCAGCGCGCGAUGGGUUAAAAUACGCUAUCAUCGAGCUUCACUGGAAUAAUCCAAUGUUAAUGCCCACAUACAACGACAGUUCAGGCUACAUAUUUUACAUGACCGAAAAUCUCCGCCCCCACAACGCCGGCGUGCUGACGAUUGGUCAGGGAUAUUUUCUAAUCCCGCCCUUUACCGAUGGUCACGUUGAGGUUGGCACAUUGCCAGCAACGUGUAGCAGACAGCUAAUGACUGGCGACAUACAUGUGGCUUCAGCUAACAACCACAUGCAUCUUAUAGGCAAGGCGCAGAUAACAGAGUUGAUCAGAAACGGAAGCAGGGUCCAAUAUUUGGCAAAGGACGAUGUCUACGACUAUAACUCUCCUAAGACUUUCAGUUUCGCGGAGCCAGUCGUAGUUCGUCCCGGCGACGAGUUAAAAACCACCUGCGUGUACGAUUCCCGACAACGUAACCUUACCACGUUUCAAGGAGAGGCGACGCAGGAAGAAAUGUGCUUUGCUUUCCUGACCUUCUACCCGAAAGAAAACAUGAAAAAAACAGUUGCUCCGUCGUGGAAGAGCCUCGAUGCCUGCGAUUGGUCCAUGGGUCCAGUGAGGAAAGGCUGCAACUUCACUCAGAUAAAUAAUCCAGCCGACCCUGAAACGGCGCAGAUACACGCGAUGAUAGCCGCGAAAUGCAGCCCCUUUGUGUGCCGACAUGAGUGUCUCGCCUACGUAAAAGAGCUCCAAAAGCAUCCGUGUUUCCAAGGCGAUGUGUACGAACUAUUCCAAUUUUCAGCGUUGCGAGUCCAGAGCAACAGUGAGUACCGUGCGAAGAUGAUCUACCUUUUCGCCCAGCUGGAUUCAUGCGACUGGGAGCUGUGGCAAGAGGGCAAAGGUCAUACUGGAGAUGCUGGCGGACCUAUUUCCGUUGGGACAUCACGACGCCUGUUGCUGUCGACCGUCAUAGCAUCGGCGCUCAUUACUCUUUUCUUUGCGAUAUACAUUUAGACGUGUUAGAGAUACGAAGUCGAAGCAAAGAAAGCUAUGCUGUUUGCGUAUAUUCUUUCAUUAAUAUUACUUAUAUAAAGGUGUAACACAUAUUGACACAUAUCCAUUUAAUUGUGUUAGCAAAUAAGCGUUACCAGGGCCCGUAUUCACAAAGCUUCUUAGGGAAAACUUACGGAAAUGUCUUAAAUUCAUAACAUUCUUAAAGUUUCUGGCGAUGUUAGUUUUAGUUAUUGCAUUAAUUAUGUUUUAAGUUAAUAUUGUUACAUCGAUUCAUAUUUAAUUUUUGUGUACACAGAAGAUAUCAGAUUUCGUUAAGAAGACUUGAUAAGAAAUGUACCAAUUUUAGUACCAAUUCUGUUUCAAUUUCCGUAAGGGGCUUUGUGGAUAUCUGUCCACAAGGAAACAGAGAUUUUUUGGGAUGCAACAGUCUUGGUAAUGGAUACGUUAAUUAAUAAGGUAUUCUCAACGACAGAAACGCUGCCAUAAACUUUGAGUUUGAGUUUAGAAUCUGCCAUAACAUUUCACUGAUUUAAUGGUUUGUUUAAAGAAUUGUUUUCAAACAUUUUGAAUUAACAUGUUUUGUAAAUGACAUUCUCUGUGAUUUCUGUUGUUGAAUACCUUUUAGUUUAAGUACACAUAUUAUCUUUAAGUAAAGAUGAGACGUGUUCUGUAUUUGAAUUUUAAGUUAAAUAAAAUAUAUUCCUAUA
Dreissena polymorpha is the source of this 2575-nucleotide messenger RNA. RefSeq lists its product as uncharacterized. The record is from RefSeq and is a predicted model, not a curated record. Gene Ontology annotation, molecular function: dopamine beta-monooxygenase activity; copper ion binding. Lineage: Eukaryota; Metazoa; Mollusca; Bivalvia; Myida; Dreissenidae. The transcript is spliced from 11 exons. Bases 105 to 1868 code for a protein of 587 amino acids.